AUGACUGCGACAGACGUAGAAAUGGAUGAAAUAGACGUAGAAUCAGUUGGAAAUGGGGAUACGAAACACAGGCCUGAGGAUGACAAUAACGUAUGGAACAUUUUCCGGAAGGACCGACUACCUGAGGAUUCCAAAUGCUGUGUAGGGUUUACCGACAAGUUCUUCAGAGUUUUCAAGUUCCUUUUCUACAAUUUCCUGUUGUUUGCGUUAAUAGGUGGCGUUAUUGUCACCCGAGGCGGGCUACAAAUUCUGGCGUCACUGCUUGGCGACCAUGAAAAAAGAUUUGCAAAUAUGAGAACCAUUACCCAGGAUUUUAUUUCUUUUUUCUUUGUGAUCGCAAUACCUGAUGCUCUCAAAAUUUUGCAAACUUUUUUCAUGUUUCUUUUUGGUAGUCCAACGUGUGUGCGUUUUGUAUUGAUACACAUACGAGAGGGUUGUCAUCUUUUUGGCCUUGGAUGUCUGCUUUUCAAGGUCAUGCCUUACCUUGACCCACUACAGACGUGUCUUGUAACAAUAUCCGUGCCCUUUGUACCGGCCUUAGUCAACUUAGUGUCAUACUGCCACAGAAAAGCAUGCCAUUCUCGUAAAGGAGUCAUAAAGUUUUUAAAUGUAUUCUUCUUAAUAUUACUUUUACCUGCUGUCAUUAUUGUGCCAUACACCCUCAUUCAGUCCAGUGAAAUUAAAAAUGCAAAACGUUGACCAAACAAAGGAGAGCUCAUUGCCUGGAUUUUGGUAUCAGCGGUAUUGUUGUCGGUGAGGUGGAUCGAAACAUACUCCUUCUUUUGCAGGAGAUUCAUUGAACAGAGAACAAAUAAACGAGUUAAAGACAAAGGAUACGUGAUUUCGCAUUUGUCAUCAAGUAUCUUUAGAAUAGGUCUUUUGAUUGCUCUUUUCCCAACAUUUUAUUGUCCUAAUAUUCGAGGAAUUAGGAAUACAUACUAUAGAUUCAUGUCAUUGACAAAUGUUUCAGGACUACUCCCCAUAAAUUGCUCCGAAUCUCUUAAUUUUUCAAACUUGACAGUUAAAAAAAAUGUCACGUGCAAUGACGAAGGAAUAUCAUACUGGCUUGUGAUUGGCACAUAUCUGGCUCAUACGAUUGGUGCAGUAUUGACAACCGAUUUCGGCGUUCUAGCUAGUAGACUACGCAUGCAGAAAUGGGGUUUUGCACUUCCACUUACUCUUGCAACACCCCUUUAAAUAAUCCUAUUGCUUGUACUUAAUCAAACAGACAAGAGCUUUGAGGAAGGAUAUUUAUUACUGAAAGCAGACAAUACGUCUUUACUAGCUGCGUUCUUUUUCGUUGGAUGGAUUGGUCAAUCCUGGCUUUGUCGUCAUACUUGGUAUUGGCAGCGGGAGGAGCGCAUGGAAUUUGCAAACAAACUGUUUGUUCUACCACUGUUCUGUAGCCCAAUGCUGGAUCUUGCACUGUUACACAGCCGGAAGAAAAGAAACACUUCUGAGACAGAGACUAAAACAGAGACAUCUUGCGUAGACUCCAAGGUUUAUAUCUGCGCCACCAUGUGGCACGAAAAUCGGAUUGAGAUGAAGCAGAUUCUGAUAUCUAUAUUUAGACUUGAUCACCACCAGUUCCAAUACGAGUAUAGCAAAAAUGAACUGGGGAACAAUGAAAAAGAUUAUUAUACAUUUGAAGCUCACAUUCCAUUUGAUGAUGCCAUGGAAACUAAUAAAACAACGCAAACAAGAGGUCCCAAUGAUUUUGUCCGGCAGUUCAUGGAAAUCGUGGAUGAAGCUGCCAGUGCCUUUUAUCGGAGAAAGAUUGAACUGGAUCCGCCCCAAAAAUAUGUCACACCAUAUGGUGGCCGAUUGGAAUGGGAACUUCCGGGAGAAAAUAAGCUAAUAGUUCACCUCAAAGAUAAGGAUAAAAUACGGCAUAAGAAAAGGUGGUCUCAGAUUAUGUACAUGUACUAUUUCAUUGGAUACGAACUUCUCAUGAAAGAAAAAAACCCAAUAAUCAAACCCAAUACAGAUUUUGAUGACGUGCCCUCAAUAUUUGAUUUAUUGUCUGAAGACGUGAGGCAAAAGGCUGAAAAUACCUACAUUCUGGCACUUGACGGUGAUGUGGACUUCCAACCUAAAGCUCUUCGGCUUUUAAUAGACCGUAUGAAGAUAAACCCCAAAGUUGGAGCAACAUGUGGGCGAAUCAAACCCGGAGGUUCAGGUCCUGUGGUCUGGUAUCAACGUUUUGAGUACGCAAUAGGUCAUUGGCUUCAGAAGUCGGCUGAACAUAUGUUUGGAUGCGUACUUUGCAGUCCUGGAUGUUUCAGUUUGUUUAGAGUGAAAGCUCUUAUGGAUGAUAAUGUGAUGAGAACGUACGCAAAAUUACCCACCGAGGCACGCCAUUUCCUCCAAUAUGACCAAGGCGAAGAUCGGUGGCUUUGUACUCUUAUGCUGCAACAAGGAUACAAAAUUGAAUACUGUGCAGCAGCAGAAGCCAUAACAUUUGCCCCGGAAGAGUUUAAAGAGUUUUUCAACCAGAGAAGACGCUGGAUGCCCUCUACAAUGGCCAACAUUUUGGACUUGUUACAAAGUUGCGCCCGUACAACGAAAAUGAACCCGAAUAUUUCAUACUUCUACAUUUUUUAUCAAAUUAUCUUAUUUGUAUCAUCGGUUUUGGGUCCUUCAACUGUUUUGCUGGCGCUUGAGUCUGCCGUUGCUUCAAUCUUUGGCGUAGCGCCUUGGUUGACCUAUCUUUUGACAUAUGGUCCAACACUACUCUUCAUAUUUAUUUGUUUAAAAUGUAAAACAGACACGCAACUAAAUUGGGCAAUGGUUUUAAGUGCCAUUUACGCUCUAUUAAUGAUGGCAGUAUUUAUAGGGACACUGGUGUCGAUUGCUGGUGAAGGCUGGUAUACUCCCACAGGAAUGUUUUUCUAUAUUCUUGUUGGCACAUUUCUCAUUGCUGGCCUCCUUCAUCCGCACGAAUUCGUUGAUCUUAUUUGUGGAGCUCUUUACUUAAUUUGUAUUCCGGCAGGAUAUCUUUUCUUGGUAAUUUAUGCUAUUUGUAAUUUGAAUAAUGUAUCUUGGGGUACGAGAGAAAAUAAAACAGCAGUCUUGGAAAAUGCCGGACAAAAUGGUAAAAAGAGCUAAAAGAGGGAGACGGAAGAGGAAAUAGAUUUUGUUACAACGGAAAUGAUAAGUGGAAUGAUAAAACAAGUAAAAAAUACAAAUGUUUCAGGGGCUUCUUGUUCAGAAGCAUUCUUUUCCGUAUUCCGUUGGAUGAAUAAUCUUGUUAUUCUGAAAUCUCUGGAAGCUGUCCAAAAUAUAUUCGAAAAAAGUAAGGACGAAACAGAUCAAGGAUCUGAUCAGGCAAUUAGCAAAAAAUCACUUCUCAAAAGCAGGCGACGCAGAAUACCAAAGAUUGAUCCAAAUCAACUGGACGACACAUCAUGGGCGUUAGAAGAUGUGAGAAACACGAAAAUAUCCACAUUAGAUCAAAAGGAAGAGGAAUUCUGGAAGGGAUUAAUUCGUCAUUACCUUUAUCCAUUAGAGGAAGAUCAGAAAAAAGUAGACAAAGACAAAGAAAUGCUUUCUGAAUUAAGAAACAAAGUGGCUUUUGGAUUUUUCUUCCUUAAUGCACUGUGGUUGGCUACUUUGACAGCAAUGAACGAAGUAAAAUAUAUCAUCAACAUUAAAAUAACAGAUACAAUUACCAUUGAACCACUUGGAUUCGUGUUCUUAGUUGUUUUCACCACACUUUUGUUGUUGCAGUUCGUGGAAAUGCUUAUGCAUAGGCACGAGACCUUACUCCACAUCUUAGCAAUAACUAAAGUUUUCAAACGAAAGACACACGAUAUCAAGAAAGAUAUCGGGGAAAUUGCAAAGUCCCCUAUGUCUCCUAUGGCUAAUGAUGAUACUAACUUAAAUAAAAUUUCAGAUAAAGAAGAAGACAUUUACUGCAAUGAAUCUGUAAUUGAAGAAAGUGCAGAAAAGAGAAAAGAUAAUAUGGUUAAGAGCCACAUAGGACACUAUGAAAAAAGAAAGAGUCAAGGCCUAAAUUUAAGACAGACUGUACGAAGAAACAGAAAGAAACUUGAAAGCGGAGGAGGUUGUUACAGAAAUCCCACGAUACAGGAGUAA
Molecule: messenger RNA, 4098 nt
Organism: Saccostrea echinata
Lineage: Eukaryota; Metazoa; Mollusca; Bivalvia; Ostreida; Ostreidae
Product: chitin synthase chs-2-like
Cellular component (GO): cell septum; cell periphery
Molecular function (GO): chitin synthase activity
Source: RefSeq, a predicted model, not a curated record